Messenger RNA from Drosophila takahashii, 3571 nucleotides. It is a transcript of the gene Vav, whose product is annotated as Vav guanine nucleotide exchange factor. Gene Ontology annotation, molecular function: guanyl-nucleotide exchange factor activity; protein binding. The record is from RefSeq and is a predicted model, not a curated record. Gene Ontology annotation, cellular component: cytoplasm. Lineage: Eukaryota; Metazoa; Arthropoda; Insecta; Diptera; Drosophilidae. Gene Ontology annotation, biological process: cell migration; regulation of GTPase activity.
UACGCGAGGCAAAGACAUAUCGGAAGUCGAGUCCGCUCUUCCUCUUCGAUAAACCCAAUAUUUUGCAAUAAAAUAAAUUAGUUUUUAAAACUAAGGCAGCGAGCAUUUUGCAGCCGAAAGCGAGUCACAGUUUUGAGCGUAAUUCGGUAUUUCGGUGCGGCACGCGGCAGCGCAAUUGGCGACCAACCGAUUUGGGUCGCCCACCUAUUGUUGUUGUGUUGUGCUUGUGCUUUCUGUUUUCCCUUUUCCGCUUUUCGUUUUUCGCCUUUCGUUCUGUGUAUCUGUGUGUUCUCGUUCUCCACAUUCGCAUUCGGUUCAGUUUGAGUUCACCAAUCCAAUCGCAAUUGCAACAACAACAACGGCCAACUGAUGAGUCUCAAUUGUUUUCAUUAACGCUACGAAAGUCGCCCCCUUCCAGUCCAGUUUCCAGUCACCCUACCCGCCCCUUUUGGCCACACCCACCCCCCGAACCGCCACCCGUCGAAAUGGCCAGCAACAGCAGCAGCAACAGUUUUGGGGGCGUGGCAGGCGUGAACGGGGAUCUGUGGCGCGAAUGCGUCGCCUGGCUAACCAGGUGCAAGGUCAUCCCGCCCGACCACAAGGCCGCCCAGGCGGACGCGGAGAUCCGCAUCCUGGCGAUGACCCUGCGCGACGGAGUGCUGCUCUGCAACCUGGUCAUCCACCUGGACCCCAGCAGCAUGGAUCCGCGCGAGUUCAAUCGCAAGCCACAAAUGGCACAGUUCCUGUGCAGCAAGAACAUCAAGCUGUUCCUGGACGUGUGCCACAACAACUUCGGGAUCCGCGACGCCGAUCUCUUCGAGCCGACGAUGCUGUACGACCUGACCAACUUCCACCGCGUCCUCAUCACGCUCUCCAAAUUGUCGCAGUGCCGCAAGGUGCAGCAAAUGCAUCCGGAUCUUGUUGGCUUCAAUCUGCAGCUGUCGCCCAGUGAACGUUCCCAUUCGGACGAGGCCAUCUACAAGGACCUGCAUUCCACGGAUCUGAGCAUGCGGAAAGCGAGCAGCAUUGAUGCCGCCUCCGCCUCCUCGUCGGCGGAAUACUACGAUCGAACCUCGCAGAGCGGAUCGCUGGACGAGAAUAGCGACAUCACCAUCGAGAAUGGCACCGAGGACACCGACGACUACAUCGAGGAUUCGCUCUCCAAUAUGUGCGAUUCGACCAUUGAGAACGAUUUGCUGGAGGAUGCGGGCGUGGAGACGCCUUUGCUGGCCGAUUGCGAUGGUGGCAGUUUGCGAGCGCUCUCCUUUGAUCUCACCCUGGAUGUGGUUAACUCGGAUGCCUCCAAUGCGGUCACACCCACGCCGGAAUCCUAUGCUGCCGCUUUGGGUGACACCGCACCAACAGCAGCAGCGGCAGCGGCGGCGUCGGGCAUUCCACCCAUGGGCCGCCUGGUGUCCACCACCUCCUCCUCGUCGUCGUCGCUUUUGGUCAGCGAGAGCCAGCGACUGCAGAAGGCGGCCGCAGCCGUCUACAAUUACCGAUCCUCGAUGGCGUCCACCGAGCACGAGUAUGCCUACAUCUACAGCGAGGAUGAUGAGAAGGUCUACGAGGACCUGUGCUACGUCACCUUCCAGGCGAAGGCCAAAAAACCCGAGGUUACCACCGACAAUAUUGCAUGCAAUGGAACCGGUUACGACCACACAAACACGAAAGAGGAGGAGGUCUACCAAGAUCUGUGUGCGCUGCACAGGACGAGUAGAAGCCAGACCGCCUCGUCGACGAGCUUCGAGCAGCGCGACUACGUCAUCCGGGAGCUAAUCGACACGGAGUCUAACUAUCUGGACGUGCUCACCGCCCUGAAGACCAAGUUCAUGGCUCCGCUGGAGCGGCAUCUCAAUCAGGACGAGCUGCGUCUCAUAUUCCCGCGCAUUCGAGAACUGGCCGACAUUCACACAAAGUUCCUGGACAAGCUGCGCGAAUCGCUGACGCCGAAUGCCAAAAUGAAAAUGGCCCAGGUCUUCCUCGAGUUCCGCGAGCCCUUCCUCAUCUACGGCGAAUACUGCUCCUGCCUGCUGGGCGCCAUCGACUAUCUGGCGGAUGUGUGCAAGAAGAACCAGAUAAUCGACCAGCUGGUGCAGAAAUGCGAGCGGGACUACAAUGUGGGCAAGCUGCAGCUGCGCGACAUCCUCUCGGUGCCGAUGCAGCGCAUCCUCAAGUACCAUUUGCUGCUGGACAAGCUGGUGAAGGAGACGUCGCCGCUGCACGACGACUACCGAUCGCUGGAGCGGGCCAAGGAGGCCAUGAUCGAUGUGUCGCAGUAUAUCAACGAGGUGAAGCGCGACUCCGACCAUCUGGUCAUCAUACAGAAGGUGAAGGACAGCAUUUUCGAUCUGAAUCUGCUGCAGAAUGGCAACGGCAGCGAUUUGCUGCAGUACGGACGCCUUCUCCUCGACGGCGAGCUGCACAUCAAGGCGCACGAGGAUCAGAAGACCAAGCUGCGCUACGCCUUCGUCUUCGACAAGAUCCUCAUCAUGGUGAAGGCGCUGCACAUCAAGACAGGCGACAUGCAGUACACGUACCGCGACUCGCACAACCUGGCCGACUAUCGGGUGGAGCAGAGCCAUUCGCGCCGGACUCUGGGCAGGGAUACGCGCUUCAAGUACCAGCUGCUGCUGGCCCGCAAAUCGGGCAAAACGGCCUUCACAUUGUACCUCAAGUCGGAGCACGAACGGGAUAAGUGGCGCAAGGCCCUCACCGAAGCCAUGGAAAGCCUGGAACCGCCCGGCUGCCGGAGUACCGACCACAAAAUGGAGAUCUACACCUUCGAUGCGCCGACGACGUGCCGCCACUGCUCGAAAUUCCUCAAGGGCCGCAUCCACCAGGGCUAUCGGUGCAAGGUGUGCCAGAUAAGCGUGCACAAGGGCUGCAUCUCGUCGACGGGGCGCUGCAAACAGAAUCCGGUUAGCGUGCCGCCGCCCGUCUGCGAUCGUCAGCUGUCCGAGUUUAACUGGUUUGCGGGCAACAUGGACCGGGAGACGGCGGCCCAUCGGCUGGAGAACCGUCGCAUAGGCACCUAUCUGCUGCGCGUUCGACCCCAGGGACCGUCCACCGCCCACGAGACGAUGUACGCGCUUAGCCUGAAAACCGAUGAUCAUGUCAUUAAGCACAUGAAAAUCAACCAGGAGAACUCCGGCGAUUCCAUGCUCUAUUGCCUGUCCUCGCGCAGGCAUUUCAAGACCAUUGUCGAGCUGGUUUCCUACUACGAACGCAACGAUCUGGGGGAGAACUUUGCGGGGCUCAAUCAGUCACUGCAGUGGCCCUACAAGGAGGUGAUCGCCACCGCUCUCUAUGAUUACGAGCCAAAGGCCGGCAGCAAUCAGCUGCAGCUGCGCACCGACUGCCAGGUGCUGGUCAUUGGCAAGGAUGGCGACAGCAAGGGCUGGUGGCGCGGCAAAAUAGGCGACACGGUGGGCUACUUCCCCAAGGAGUACGUGCAGGAGCAGAAACUGGCCAGCGAAGAGCUUUGAUAUUACAAUUACGAGGUUUACUUUGCACCCAAGGCCAUUACGCCCGCAACGGCAGCCAUUGCUGAGUCGCCAGGAGGAGCUGA